CGCUGUCACAUAAUAAAGGAGGGACCUGCUCCUCCGUUCUCCCCGCGAUUCAUCGCUACAUUUUUUGAUUCUUUUUUAUUUUUUCCCUGCUCCCCAUCAUGGCGGCGAAGUCAGACGGGAUGCUGAAGAUGAAGAAGAGCGACGUCGCCUUCACCCCCCUGCAGAACUCGGAUCACUCGGGCUCCGUGCAGGGCUUGGUGUCGGGAUCUCACCCGGGUUCGGGUGCAGGAGACGGGGGCUGCUCGGACGGCGGCUCCCGGUGCUGCUGCAGCAGAGUGGCCGGUGGCGCCGGGGGAGGCGGUGGGUCCCCGGCGCUGUGCCUGCGCCUGGCCCGGGAGCAGCAGCGCUACUCGGUGUGGGAUUGUCUGUGGAUCCUGGCGGCGAUGGCCGUGUACUUCGCCGACGUGGGCAGUGACAUCUGGCUGUCCGUGGACUACUACCUGCGGGGCCAGCGCUGGUGGUUCGGGCUCACGCUGUUCUUCGUGGUGCUGGGCUCUCUGUCCGUGCAGCUCUUCAGCUUCAGGUGGUUCGUCCACGAUUUCAGCACCGAGAACAGCGCCCAGUGCUCGCCGGUGGACGGCAAGACGGCGGCGGCGCCGGCGGAGGUGGACGUGCGACCCUCCACCCCGCAGAGACAGGCGUCUACCGCCAGCAACAAAGCCAACAACCCGGCCGGGGUCGGCAGCAGCAGCCGGGCCGCCAGCCCCAGGUCCGCUUCGUGCUCCUGCUGCAUCUGGUUCCUGCAGUCAUUCAUCCAUAUCCUGCAGCUAGGACAGCUCUGGAGGUAUUUCCAUACAAUAUAUUUGGGGAUUCGCAGCAGACGGAGUGGAGAGAAUGACAGGUGGAGAUUUUACUGGAAGAUGGUGUACGAGUACGCAGAUGUGAGUAUGUUGCAUUUGCUUGCGACAUUUCUGGAAAGCGCUCCCCAACUUGUCCUGCAGCUCUGCAUUGUCGUGCAGAGUCAAAGCAUACAGGCCGUUCAAGGUCUAACCGCUGCCGCCUCCCUUGUAUCCUUGGCUUGGGCCCUGGCGUCAUACCAGAAGGCAUUACGGGAUUCAAGAGAUGACAAGAAGCCCAUCAGUUACAUAGCAGUGAUCAUCCAGUUCUGUUGGCAUUUCUUUACCAUCGCAGCAAGAGUUAUAACAUUUGCUCUCUUUGCCUCAGUUUUCCAACUCUAUUUUGGAAUAUUUAUCGUUCUUCACUGGUGCAUCAUGACCUUCUGGAUUGUGCAUUGUGAAACGGAAUUCUGUAUAACUAAAUGGGAGGAGAUUGUGUUCGACAUGGUGGUCGGAAUAAUUUAUAUCUUUAGCUGGUUUAACGUCAAGGAAGGAAGGACACGGUGCAGGCUGUUUAUUUAUUACUUUGUCAUCCUUCUGGAGAACACUGCCUUGAGUACCCUGUGGUAUAUAAAUAAGACCCCCAAAUUCCUGGAUGCAUUUGCUAUCCCAGCACUGUGUGUAGUGUUUAGCAGCUUUUUAACUGGUAUUGUUUUUAUGCUCAUGUACUAUGCCUUCUUUCAUCCUAAUGGACCUAGAUUUGGGCAGUCACCAAGCUGUGCUUGUGAAGACCCUGUAACUGCCUUUCCCUUGCCCCCUGAAGUGGCUUCGAGCACUCUAAGAUCUAUGUCCAAUAACCGGAGUGUUACCAGUGACCGAGAUCAAAAAUUCUCCGAAAGAGACGGCUGCAUGCCAGUUUUUCAGGUGAGGCCAAUAGCCCCUUCAACUCCAUCCUCAAGGCCUCCAAGGAUUGAAGAAUCUGUUAUUAAAAUUGACCUGUUUAGAAACAGGUAUCCAGCUUGGGAAAGACACGUUUUGGACAGAAGUCUACGUAAGGCAAUUUUAGCUUUUGAAUGUUCACCUUCUCCCCCUCGGUUGCAGUAUAAAGACGAUGCACUUAUUCAGGAACGUCUGGAGUAUGAAACAACGUUGUAA
Bufo gargarizans (Asiatic toad) is the source of this 1931-nucleotide messenger RNA. RefSeq names its product XK-related protein 4-like. NCBI's taxonomy places the organism in Eukaryota, Metazoa, Chordata, Amphibia, Anura, Bufonidae. Gene Ontology annotation, biological process: engulfment of apoptotic cell; phosphatidylserine exposure on apoptotic cell surface; apoptotic process involved in development. The transcript has 3 exons. Bases 99 to 1931 code for a protein of 610 amino acids. Gene Ontology annotation, cellular component: plasma membrane. The record is from RefSeq and is a predicted model, not a curated record.